GCUGCUCUCACCCUGCUGUGCUGGAGCAAAGAAGACUGCCUUUUUAGACUUAAACAACAAGCCAGACAGAAAAGAAAAAAAGUGGUAAACAAAAUUACUUACUUAUUGUAUAUAAAUUGUUUUGUUUUUUUGGACACCAUGGUGAAGCAGCGACGCGUCAGAGCGCACUCAGCUGUUGCGCCUCUUUGUUGCAGAAGAGGGGCACUAAAGACUCUGACAAAACCUGCCAUCUUUGCCAGGGAGACAAGCUGUGAUUGUCGCGCCCCCCAUGAGAAACUCACCAUCGCUCAGGCCCGCAGAGGAACCCCAGUGGACCGGCCAGUCAGAGUCUACGCAGAUGGCAUCUUUGACCUGUUCCACUCUGGACACGCUCGUGCUCUCAUGCAGGCCAAGAACCUCUUUCCCAACACCUACCUCAUAGUAGGAGUGUGCAGUGAUGAGCUGACCCAUAAGUACAAGGGUUUCACAGUCAUGACGGAGAUUGAACGUUAUGAAGCGUUGAGACACUGCCGCUAUGUCGACGAGGUUUUGAGAGACGCACCCUGGACUCUCACACCGGAGUUCCUAGAGAAACACAAGAUCGAUUUUGUGGCUCACGAUGACAUCCCAUACUCCUCAGCAGGAAGUGAGGACGUUUAUAAACACAUCAAGGAGGCAGGCAUGUUUGUACCUACACAGCGGACGGAGGGAAUCUCAACAUCUGACUUGAUUACCAGAAUCGUCAGAGACUACGACGUCUACGCCCGACGCAACCUCCAACGAGGCUACACGGCCAAGGAGCUUAACGUCAGCUACAUCAACGAGAAGAAGUACCGGCUGCAGAACCAAGUGGACCGAAUGAAGGAGAAGGUUCGCACGGUCGAGGAGAAGAGCAAACAUUUUGUUUACCGCGUGGAGGAGAAGAGUCACGACCUCAUUCAGAAGUGGGAAGAGAAAUCCAGGGAGUUUAUUGGCAACUUCCUGGAACUCUUUGGACCUGAUGGGACUUGGAAACAGGUGUUUCAGGAGCGCAGUGGACGGAUGCUGUCCUACGCUCUGUCUCCCCGAGGGUCGCCCUGCAACAGUCCCCCCCGCGAACUGUCCCCCCUGCGCUCUCCCUCACCCCCGUCCCCUCCCGCCCGCUGGCACAAUGCACGGCCCUCGCCCCCGUCCUCCCCCAAAGGAGCGUCUGCCUCCAUAAGCAGCAUGAGUGAAGGUGAUGAAGAUGAGAAGUAGAUGGAUUGUUGAACACACACAUGCACACACACACACAAACACACACACAUACACACUUCACUCACAGUACACU
Molecule: messenger RNA, 1288 nt
Organism: Sebastes umbrosus (honeycomb rockfish)
Lineage: Eukaryota; Metazoa; Chordata; Actinopteri; Perciformes; Sebastidae
Product: choline-phosphate cytidylyltransferase B-like
Exons: 8
Coding region: 139-1215 (358 amino acids)
Biological process (GO): CDP-choline pathway
Molecular function (GO): phosphatidylcholine binding; choline-phosphate cytidylyltransferase activity
Source: RefSeq, a predicted model, not a curated record